This is a messenger RNA of Saccoglossus kowalevskii, 578 nucleotides long. RefSeq lists its product as uncharacterized. The record is from RefSeq and is a predicted model, not a curated record. Gene Ontology annotation, cellular component: membrane. Gene Ontology annotation, biological process: immune response. Gene Ontology annotation, molecular function: tumor necrosis factor receptor binding; receptor ligand activity. NCBI's taxonomy places the organism in Eukaryota, Metazoa, Hemichordata, Enteropneusta, Harrimaniidae.
CUUUAACCCAGUAUGUUAUGACCACGAAAUUCUAGGAAAAAGCCCCUACCAGCUACAUGGUAUAAUAAGACCGGGGUUAACACGUAUGGCAUCGACAGGUCUGGUGACGGAUUGAAGUUGGUUUUAACGAUUUUAAAUGCACUACUAGCACAAUGAAGGCAGCCACGAAAACUCAAACGCGGACGCUCUGGUUGAUUGGUGGUGCUGUGAUCGCUCUCGUCAUACUGUUGCCGUUGCUGGCUGUUGUUCUUAUUGCACAUGUCAGAAUUAAUCGGUUAGAAUUAACGUUGUUAACAACAACUGAAAAUCUGCAAACUCUCGAAAGACGGGUCAUGGAAUUAGAAGACAGACUACGUUAUUCGAAUUCUGAGGACAGCGGGGACAGUGAAAACAACGACGAUACCGAACAGUUCAUGGUAGGAGACAUUCUGAAGGAUGGUGUUGACGCUGGCAGAAAGCUGUAUGAAAUGUUGAGUGACAGAGUUGAUACGCAAAGCAGGGAGAGCUCGGGAGAGUCAUUGAGUAGGAUGAAACGAAAAGGGAAGAAAAAGGACAAAUUAAGUGGUAUACAGUCAUAA